GUGUGUGUGUGUGUGUGUGUGUGCGCGCGCGUGUGUGUCUGUGUGUAAACUAGUUAGCCAAAUGCUAGCAUACUAUGGGUGCUAUAUGAUUUUGAACAUAGCUACUGACAACCUUUCAUGAGUCAUACGCAAAGCUACGGCAGGAAGAAACACAUUUCGCUCCACAUCAUACAAAAAUGAAGGAAGAGAUCCGCUGCCGGUGGACCUGUGGACAGCUUUUACACCAGAGAGGUUGAGACACUUCGGCCAGCAACACAGACAACCAUGAGAAGUUAGCGAAUGGCUACGUUAGUCAAGCGAUAACUUUACUACAGCUCUGCUCAUGGACCACCAGCUGCCCGAGCUAGCCUUCUGACAUGGAAAAGAUACAUCAGAGAUUUUUGGAUGUACUGACAGAAGGCGGAAGGAAGAUGAACUACAACCAGCAAAAAUGCUAGUAAGCCAUGCUAGUAGGCUAGCUCUAAGAGGCUGUUAAUGUUGGGAACAUUUUAUUUUUAAACAGUGAAAUGAGUGGGACUUUCACUAACGUGUGAGCACUGGGCAACUGUUAGUGGCCUUUGAUUUGGAUAAUAUCGGGGAGUGGUGGAGUCUGGGGGGCUUGGGAUGUGCUUGGUUCUAGGUUCAUGAUUCUAUAUGCAUUCAUUGGAUUGCCAAUGUUCCAAAAAGUCCCUUUCCUGAAUACCUGCCCAGGAUAAGGACACGGAUCUACAACAGUGGUUAAGCGAAUGAGGGGAUUCCAGCACAACAACAUGCACAGACUCCAAAACCAAUUUAAGAAACACAGGAGACAAGCCUGAGACAACAGUUCUUGAUGAACCCAUCUUUGCUCAGCUGCCAUCCCCAAUGGAACUACUGCUGUAGACGGACGGCUCUGUGGCUGCCACUGCUGCACGGUAUCCUGAGCUCCUGCUUCAAAGGGAGCCCUGCUGUUCCAACCUGGACGUGGACAUGGGUUCUCAGGCUCUUCAGAUACUACGGCAAGGGGUUUGGGCCUCCCUGACGGGGGGCUGGUAUGUGGACCCACACCAGAGCACGUUCUCCAACUGUUUCCACCUCUACCUCUGGAUAUUCCUACUGGCCUUCCCCUUCCUGUUGUACAUGGCUCUCCCUCCUAGCCUGUUGGUCGCCGGCAUUUACUGUGCCGUGGUGGCGGUCUUUUUCACCGCCAUCAAGGUGGUGAACUUCCGGCUGCACUCCAUGUUCGACCUGGGGGAGAUCAUAGAGAAGAAGCAGGCCUCGCUCUCCACAGACGCCCCGCGGUUGGAGGAGGGUGACGAGGGCUCGGGCACCCACGACGGGAACCAGCACAGGGACAGCCAUGCUGGCGUGGAGAUGACGGUCUUCCGGAAGGUCAACUCGACGCCGCCAGUGCGCUGCAGCUCCCAGCACUCUCUGUUUGGCCUCAACCAGGUGUCGGAGUUUCUGCCACAGCUAGAGGAUACAGGCGGAACCAAGGAUAUGAAGGAGAUGAUGAUGAUGCAGGAGCACGGCUGCCAUAACGUCAUGUUGACCACAGCUAAUCGAGGGCUUCUUCGCCAGUGCUCCCUGGACACUAUGAGGACUGCCACGGGGGCCCCGUCCUGCAUGGCCGCAGCACGGGGCUCGGAGUACCCGGGCCUCGUGAGCCUGCCCGCCGCGUCUGGCUUCAGGGAGCCCCAGGACCACCCGUCCAUCCCCCCGUCCCCCUCCAGCCAGGAGGACGGCGGCGACAGGGAGCCGUCCCAGGAGGGGGAGCGGCGCUCUCCGCAGAGCCCCGGGGAAGCGCGCAGCCUGGGGGCCUACUCGCCCCUGGGGCCCUCGGCCGAGUCGGAGAGCCUGGGCGAGACGCCGCUCAGCCCGCUCAUCAAGAGCAGCCUGAGCGAGGAGCUGAGCGAGAACCUGCUGGGCCUGGGCCUGGACCCCAUGGCGUUCGGCCCCGGGGCCAAGCGCGCGGGCAGCCGCAGCGGCGUGGCGCUGGCCGCCGGCUCCACCGACAGCUGCUUCAGCGCCGGCGGGGCCACCACGGACCGCGAGACGCUCAGCACGGUGAGCAGCUACCGCAGCGAGAAGACGGACUCCACGCAGCUGGAGAGCCCCUCCCUCAGCCUGCCGCGGCCCGCGGAGCCCCGGGCGCCAGCCUCGGGCCCCGCGGCCGCCCCGGGCCCGGCGGCGGAGGACGGCGGCGGCGCGGGGCCGGGCAGCAGCGACACGGACAACCUGUCGGACAGCGUGCUGCUGCGCUCGCCGUCCCGCGAGGCGUCCGUCGGCCAGGGGCUGGACAGGACGUUAGUGGAGGGGGAGGACCUGCCCCCGGCGCCCUCCGACGCGGCCCAGCCCCCGGCCGCCCGUGACUCCUCCCCCUCCAGCAGCGGCCACUCUGAGGUGUGUGACCUAGGCAGGGCGGCCCCGGCGCCCCCUCUGCCGCCGCCCCGCCAGGCCAACUCCGUCCCCGCCGGGCUGGCUCUGGGCCUGGGGUGCUCGGAGCCCGCCCUGCACCCCUCGGCCCCCUUCCUCCUGUCGGAGCAGCCGGCGGCCGCGCCGGCCCAGCAGGUGGUCCGGCCCAAGGACCUGAAGCUGCUCCGGGCGGGCGGCGCGGCCCACCGGCCGGGCCGGAGGAAAGCGCCGCGGAAGCGCGCGGCGGCCGGCAGCAGCAGCUUCGACUGCGGCUCCUACAAGCGCCACCACGGCCACCGGCAGCCCCGGGACUACAUCCCGGUGCGCAGCCGGCUGGGGGCCAAGGCGUACAGCGAGAGCCUGUACGAGGACUCGAGCGACGAGGACGACGACGACGACGGCAGCGACAUGAGCGCCGGCUCCAGCCUGGGCUCUCAGCGGCGCUACAGCUCCGACGACGACGACGACGACGACGACACCAGCUCCUCGACCUCGUGCUACUCCCCGGACCUCGCCAGCGCGGGCGGGGCCUCGUCCUCGCUCCCUGCCUCCGCCGCCGCCCUGCCACUCCCCGCGUCCCGGGACGGCGACCUUUUACCAGGAGAGACGGCAACCCACCACCACCACCACAACAACAACAACACCACCGCCAACGCCCCCGCCAGCGGCGGCGGCGGCGGCGGCGGCGCGUCGCACUCCCGCGCCGCGCAGCGCUCCGCCAGCACGGCCAGCGCCAAGACCCACGCCCGGGUGCUGAGCAUGGACGGGGCGGGGAGUCAGGGCAACACCACCGCCCUGCCGGGCGCCCUCCUCUCCAUGCCCUCCUCCUCCACCCCCGCGCCCCGCACGCUCUCCGUCUCCAAGUCCGACCUGGAGGCCCGCACCCUCCACAUCGACGGGGGCUUCCCCGGAGCCCACCACCACCACCACCUCCACCACCACCGGCUGGACUCCCUGGGCGGCUCCUGGACCGGGAACCAAAUGGGCUGGAGGGCUGGGGAGCUGGUAGAGGAGGGGGCUGUGGGUGGAGCCAUGGCAACAGAGGAGGGAAGCAAGCGGGACUCGGUCAGCAGUGUGAAGAGGACCCAGGCUAUCCGGCGGAGACAUAACGCCGGGAGCAACCCCACCCCUCCCCCCUCCACCAUGGGCUCUCCCCCCAGCCUCCAGGACCUCCAGCGCGCCCGCACCUCCUCCAACUCCAGGAACCGCACCCUGCCCUCGGCCCUGCAGUUCGCCUCCUCCCUCCUGCUGCCCCGGGGGGGGGGCGUCCACGAGGCCUCCACCUUCGAUGACACAUCGGAGGGCGCCAUACACUACUUCUACGACGAGAGCGGAGUGAAGAGGUCCUACACGUUUGGCCCUGCCGGAGGCGGAUACGAAGACCCUAUGCAGGAGAGGGAGAGAGAGCGGGAGCGGCAGAGGGAGUUGGAGCGGGAGAGAGAGAGGCAGUCGCAGUCGUCGAGCUUCACCUCCACCGAGGUGCAGGAGGGGGCGCCGGCCCUGUCCAUGCUCCAGCCGCGGCCUGUGGUCCUGCAGGGCAUGCGAGUGAGACAGGUGCCCCUGGAGAUGCCUGAGUUCGACCUGGACCACGAGUCCCUCCAGGAGUCCCAGGAGAACACGCUGAUGAUCGAGGAGAAGGCCAAGCCCAAGCAGUACUACCGCUUCUGGGUGCUGCCCGGCCGCUGGCUACGGGUCCGCUACGACCGCCUGGCGCUGCUCGCCCUGUUGGACCGGAACCGCCGUGUGGGGGAGAACGUGUUUGCGGUGGUGCUGGGCAGCCUGGUGGCCUUCCUGGGCUUCCUGCUGCUUCUGCAGGGGUUCUUCAGAGACAUCUGGGUCUUCCAGUUCUGCCUGGUCAUCGCAAGCUGCCAGUACUCCCUACUCAAGAGUGUGCAACCAGAUGCAGCUUCGCCCAUGCACGGCCACAACUGGAUCAUCGUGUACAGCCGGCCUGUGUACUUCUGCCUGUGCUGCGUCCUCAUCUGGGUCUUUGACCUGUCCGGCCGCUCCAGCAGCCUGCAGCCCUUCUCCCUGUACGGGGUCACCUUCUUCUCAGGACAGUUCCUGCUCUGUGCCAGAGACAUGCUCAUCGGUGAGGGGAAACCGCGCACACCGGCCGAACAUCCGUCUGGGUCCUCGGUUGUUGGCCGUACUUCUGUAUUUUGAUACACCGAAAGGAAUUCUGUAGAACUAAUAGGAUGUGUCCUCGGCAUAACACAGACCUCCACCAAGGAACCAGCUUGGUUAGGGGUGGUUGGAUGGAAGACUUGGUGGGAGUUUGCUGGUCUGGGGCCCCCAUUAGAGACUGGUCUGGGGCCCUACGUAAGGGACUUUCAGGAAAACAGGAAGAGGGCGGGGUCGGGAGAGGUCACCUCACAUUCAUCAUGAGCCCGUGACGAACCGCCCAAGAUCAUUUUUUGAGCCAUGCCCCUUUUUUGGCCGAUUGGCAUGAAACAAGUCGCUUAUAAAGUCGCAAUGUGUUGCUCAAGACCCUCCCAUUAAUAGUUUUUCAGAAUUUAAAAUAACAUGUCCUGUCAUAAAUAGAGGACCUUGUUAUUUACACAGCAGUUAUCAUAUUGGAUUUUAUCACGUUAUGUAUUGAAAUCACUAUCGAUCAGCAUUGACUUCAUAUAUGUCCAGAUUAUUUUUUGCGACUGAAAUUGUCCCAUAACAAACCUAAACACUAAUUUGCUAAAAAUCCGUGCUGAUAUUUCUAAGAUAUCCUGCCGAGGCUAAGAGACAGGCGAAAAAUCCUUCUUGGUGGAGGUUCUGUCUCUAGAAAUCUAAUAUGAAGAGCACAAAAG
Messenger RNA from Gadus chalcogrammus (walleye pollock), 5177 nucleotides. RefSeq names its product pecanex-like protein 3. Bases 949 to 4539 code for a protein of 1196 amino acids. Lineage: Eukaryota; Metazoa; Chordata; Actinopteri; Gadiformes; Gadidae. The transcript is spliced from 15 exons. The record is from RefSeq and is a predicted model, not a curated record.